AUGCACGACAACCUCACGAAAGUCAUUUGCGCGCAAGGCGCCACGAUCACAACGACCAAGAAAACACUUCAACGCGCGCCAAACUCGCUUCUCGCCACCUCUCCAGAAGCAACAGCCGAUUCUGAUGAAUCCAUCAUUCGAAUUCUAAUUGAAGCGCUUCGCCGCGAGGAUUUCAGCAUUAUCGUUUCUGAAUCCUUCGAUCAAUGGGCGAGACUUUCCGUUGAGGCUAAACGUCUCGGCCUUGUCUCAAUCGUCGAAUCCGCAUGCCCAUCAACAAUCAGCAUAUCAUGCCAUUCAGCACUAUCAACCGGAAGAAUCAAUCCCGAGGUCACGUUUCGCAAGGUUCUCCGAAUCGUCGUCGCUGGAAAAGUGAUCAUGUGUCGCGCCGUGUUCGGCGAUUCUCUCAACGAGUGCCGCGAUAGCGGCGGCACCGAUUUCGAGCACGACCGAUACACGUCAAGAUUCUUCUUGAAGCAUAGCAAUUUGGAAAAGGCGUUCGAUCAAUUAGCCUCGGCCGGCUAUCGUCUCAUUCAUUCCAACACGUUCGCGCCAUCACAAAUGCCAACGCAUUUGAGCAAAGACGACUCGCAAUUCGUGCACCAUUCGCAAUAUCUCUUCCAUCGUCAACCAAAGUCUCAAGGCUUGGGAAAAAUUCACCCAAAAAACAAGCAAAUAUUUGGUUCGGAGCUCGAGUAG
This is a messenger RNA of Caenorhabditis bovis, 696 nucleotides long. Lineage: Eukaryota; Metazoa; Nematoda; Chromadorea; Rhabditida; Rhabditidae. The record is from the annotation of a GenBank genome assembly.